AUGGCGUCACACGACAUCGUUCCUAGAGGCGAAGCUGACUUCGAUCUUUACCCUUACACGCCCUCAGCAGGCGCCGGCUACACAUUUCUCAUACUAUUCGCGAUCGGCGGCCUGACGCAUCUCAUCAUACUCAUUCCGUUACGAAGUUGGUUCUUCAUUCCAUUCGUUCUGGGCUGCGUAGGCGAAGCAGCCGGCUACUACGGUCGCGCCUGGUCCUCACAGAAUAUCCGACAAGGCAGUCCCUAUCUCCUCCAACUCAUGCUUAUCCUCGCGGCCGCACCACUUCUCGCAGCCACCAUCUACAUGACGCUCGGUCGCCUUAUUCGCUCUCUCGAUGCUACGCACCACGCUGUAAUGAACCCGCGCUGGACGACGAAGAUAUACGUCAUCAUCGAUAUCGGAUCCUUCGUAUGCCAGAUCAUGGGGUCUGCGAUGCAAGCUUCCGGUGACCCGGACGGAGUGAAGACUGGAACCACCGUCGUCAUCGCAGGCCUAGUAACAAAGCUAAGAGAUCUGUCAGAAAAUAUCGCCUCCAUCAUUGUCAGCAAACAGUCCAAGGAUCUCUCCAAGGCGGGAAUAACCGAUGUGUAUAUCAUGAGCCGCAACUUGAACACCACCGCAGUCAACGGUACCGCCGCCAGCGGUCCGGCGUAUCUCCGCAUCUUCUUCCAUAUCGACUACCAAUCGAUUACAGUUGUUAAAGCGAAGAUCGAGAACGGGAAGAACGCGAUCGGUGCGCUUAUCGACGAGGUGGACAAGGUCAUAGAGAGCCUCAUGGAAGACUCAUAG
Messenger RNA from Alternaria infectoria, 789 nucleotides. RefSeq lists its product as uncharacterized. Gene Ontology annotation, cellular component: membrane. The record is from RefSeq and is a predicted model, not a curated record. Bases 1 to 789 code for a protein of 262 amino acids. NCBI's taxonomy places the organism in Eukaryota, Fungi, Ascomycota, Dothideomycetes, Pleosporales, Pleosporaceae. The transcript is spliced from 3 exons.